This is a messenger RNA of Clonostachys rhizophaga, 360 nucleotides long. NCBI's taxonomy places the organism in Eukaryota, Fungi, Ascomycota, Sordariomycetes, Hypocreales, Bionectriaceae. The record is from the annotation of a GenBank genome assembly.
AUGGCUGUUGAGCAGAGCGCGGCUUUCAAGACGGCUGUCGAGGACUCCCGAAAGUUGACAGGCAAGCCCUCCAACGACCAGCUCCUCGAACUCUAUGCUCUGUAUAAGGUCGGCACUGGCGAGGAUUUCUCUAAGAGCCCCGACCCAGGCAUGUUCGAUCUCAAGGCAAGCAAUUACGCCCAUCCCCUCGAAUUACCCAUAUAUCAAGGCAAGGCCAAGAAGAACGCCUGGAAGAAGCACGCCGACGCGGGUCUUACGCCUGAGAAGGCCCAAGAGCAGUACGUCGCCCUGGUUGAAUCCCUGAAGGAGAGCGUUGGCUACGACGCCAACAAGGUCCCCGAGACUGUCGGCUCCUCUUAA